GCUACCUCGCCUGCCCGACAUGUCACAAAAAGUUGGUGGCAGAGGAUGAGAGGUUCAGGUGUUUAACUUGCAGUGUAACACUACCAGAUGGAGUUUAUCGCUACAAGGUGAGCGUGUGUAUCAUGGACACAACCGGGCAUGGAAAUUUUGUUCUCUGGGACAGGGAGUGCAUAGAGAUUUUUGGGAAAACAUCUGCAAGCCUUAUGACCGAAAUGGAGAAGAAAACAGGGGAUCCAACUAGCUUUCCCGAAGACAUCGAAAAUUUGGUUGACAAGAAGGGAAAAUUUAAAAUACAGCUAAGGAAGAAAAAUGAAGAAAAUGCUUACAAAGGCGGGAUUUCCCUAGGAGUAGUUAGUAUGAUUCGAGAUCCCACUGUUUUGGCAAUGUAUGAAGGAAAGCAGAUGCAAAUGGGAACAAAUGAAAGUGGCGAAUGCACUCCAGAAAAGAUUUGUUCGAAUGCAAUGGGAGAGAACGACAACUCUAUAAGAGAGAAGUCAACUGUUACAAAGGGAAAGGGGAAACGCAUUUCUGCUGAGAAGGAGGUCACCGAACCUAUCGAGCUCCCGGAUUCACCUAUUGCAUCUACUCAAAGAGAGGUGGUUCUUGAACUGAAUGAUGAGAUCAAAAGAAAUCUCAAUGAUGAGUUUUCAAGCAAUGGCAAUGGGAAGAAGCUGAAAAUCAAAAUCAAGCAAGAACCACUUUAAGUGGCGUUGCAAGCUGAAUAUUAUGUUACUGCUAUUUGUGUUGACCUUUGAUAAAUAACAUUACCAAUUAUGGCAGUGUGUAUGCCUUGGUUUGGCAGUAUGGAUGCCAUGUCUAAAAAACUAUGUAUUUUGCCUUGGUGAUAGACUUCUAAACCC
Cuscuta epithymum is the source of this 860-nucleotide messenger RNA. The record is from the annotation of a GenBank genome assembly. Lineage: Eukaryota; Viridiplantae; Streptophyta; Magnoliopsida; Solanales; Convolvulaceae.